AUGGUUGAGGAGCAGGAAACUCUCGCUCGACCGACCCGACGCACCUCUCUUACUGGCUUUGUACCAAUCCUAAGUCUCACGAGCCGUCCAAGAGGAAACUCAGAUGCAACAAUAGCAACACCAGCAGCACUAACACUUACACGCCCACAAGCAGCACACAUUGGCGGGCCGAAUGACUCAACUGUACAACGACCCAUCCACUUUAUGCGUGUACCCUCAUUCAACCCUCCAGCCUUCUCAGAAAUAGAACCACCACCACCUUUAAAAACGCCACCCCCUCUUUACGAAACAACUGUAUCGCCUUCAAGUGGUUUAGCAGAUUACUUCUCUCGCUUAUCAGAAGCAUACGACUCCGACAGUGAUCCCGAGCGCAACGACCGCGCGCGCGUUGAGAUACCCCUGACGCCUGGUGGUCGCACAAAUAGGAGUAUGGACGAAAGGAGGAUCUGA
Molecule: messenger RNA, 450 nt
Organism: Alternaria arborescens
Lineage: Eukaryota; Fungi; Ascomycota; Dothideomycetes; Pleosporales; Pleosporaceae
Exons: 1
Coding region: 1-450 (149 amino acids)
Source: RefSeq, a predicted model, not a curated record